Hordeum vulgare subsp. vulgare (domesticated barley) is the source of this 1686-nucleotide messenger RNA. Its product is annotated as RNA polymerase II-associated protein 3. The transcript has 11 exons. Lineage: Eukaryota; Viridiplantae; Streptophyta; Magnoliopsida; Poales; Poaceae. Gene Ontology annotation, molecular function: protein binding. The record is from RefSeq and is a predicted model, not a curated record. The coding region runs from base 376 to 1521 and encodes 381 amino acids.
CCAGAGUGGUUCGAGCUCGACCAAGCCAGCCAAAAUCCUGCCCGCUUCCUCUUCCAAGAAACGUUAGCGCCGCCGCCGCCUCCCUCGACGCCGGCCUCCAAUCCAAUCACCCCUCCCUCUAACCCAGCAGAGGAGAGGGUUCUCUGCCUGACCUCGCGCUUCGUUCGGUAGAGAGACAGGGCGCCGCUGCGCUGCCCCCGCCCACCGCCUCGUCCGCGUCUUACGCUGCGCCUCCGACCCGUCCCCCGCCUCCGCUGGACUGCUGCGCCGCUGCGUCAGGCCGGAACCCCGCCCCUGUCGGCUCUCCCCCGCUGCACCUCCUGCUCGUCGAGCUCGCCCACGCGUUCCACUCUCGCCGCGCCGCUGCUCCAAGAGAUGGCGGCUCGGUACAAUCGCACAAACUACUCUUCCUACCUGAAUGAAGAACCAAUGCCUGACGCCACGUCGGAAAAGGAACAGGGUAAUGAGUAUUUCAAACAGAAGAAGUUUGCUGAAGCAAUCGAGUGCUACUCUAGAAGUGUUGCAAUGUCGCCGACAGCUGUUGCCUUUGCCAACCGAGCUAUGGCAUAUCUUAAACUAAGAAGAUUUGAAGAGGCAGAGAGUGAUUGCACUGAGGCUCUGAAUCUGGAUGACCGUUAUGUUAAAGCAUACUCACGCAGAAUUACUGCAAGAAAAGGACUUGGGAAGAUUAAGGAAGCAAUGGAUGAUGCUGAAUUUGCUGUAAGUGUCGAUGCUAACAAUCCAGAAUUGAGGAAACAAUAUUCUGAGAUAAAAGCUCUGCUCAUGGAGAAAAUGGCCAAGAGAAGUUCAGUUCAAGCUAAGCAUACAAUUUCUGAAUUUGAUAAAGCUGGUGAUAGAAAAAAUACCACUUCUCAUGCACCAAGUGAUCCCCAGAAGGACAGUUUCAUGGAAGUUGAUUCACCUGGGAGAGCUGCGGCUGGGAUCAGAGAAUUAUCAGCUGGUGUGUCCAAAGGAGGAUCUGGUGUAAUCCUCAAAGACAACAAUAUGCAGCAAUCUCGAGAUGCUAAACAAAAGCCUGGGCCAGAAAUAUCAGUGCAAGAGCUUGCAUCACGUGCUGCUUCACGCUAUAUGUCCAGCACUGUAAAAAGUGUGAAGACACCAAAGACAGCUUAUGAUUUUGAGGUUUCUUGGAGAGCUAUCUCUGACGACCUUACCCAGCAAAUACAGUUGCUAAAGUCAAUUCCACCAGAGAGACUACCAGAGAUUUUUAAGGAUGCACUUUCAUCAGCUUUUCUGAUUGAUAUCGUGAAGUGCACAGCCUCAAUUUUCCGGGAUGAUGUAGUGUUAGCAGUUAGCAUUUUGGAGAAUUUGGCUAAAGUUUCUCGCUUUGACUUGAUCAUCAUGUGCCUCUCACCCAUGCAUAAAUCUGAACUGCGGAAGAUAUGGGGUCAAACAUUCCUUGCCGAGACUGCAUCGCCAGAUCAAGUUGAAAUCCUCAGGCAGCUGCAAGCCAAGUACGUUCAAGGAGGAUGGCAUGAUGACAUGUUCACUUUGAGCUAAAUGAUGAUGUUGUAAAGACAGUUCCCUAGAGAUCCCUCUGCCCUCUAGUCAACCAAUACCGUAACACCCUUGUAGACUGAAUGUUAAAUCUAGUCGGAGCAGUGAACCAUAUGGUUGUGAAUCAUGUUUUUGAGAUUUCUUGGAGCUUUGCUGGUUCAAAGGUUA